Zygosaccharomyces rouxii is the source of this 2304-nucleotide messenger RNA. RefSeq lists its product as uncharacterized. The record is from RefSeq and is a predicted model, not a curated record. Bases 1 to 2304 code for a protein of 767 amino acids. Gene Ontology annotation, molecular function: protein binding. The transcript has a single exon. Gene Ontology annotation, biological process: Golgi to plasma membrane transport. Gene Ontology annotation, cellular component: exomer complex. NCBI's taxonomy places the organism in Eukaryota, Fungi, Ascomycota, Saccharomycetes, Saccharomycetales, Saccharomycetaceae.
AUGAGCUUUCUUUUCAAAUCGAAAAGUAGGAAAAAGCCAACAUUGGCCAAGGAUUUGCAAAAAAAUGGUGCUUCAGGGUUCUUCCCUGAGGAUCAAGUGAUGGAAAGUAAUGGUGAGGAUGCGAAUGUAAAUACUUAUAAUGGAUCCAAUGCUUACAAUUUGAUAGAGUUUCCCCGGAUCCUGGAGAGAAGAUUUGGUGAAAGUUUAGGUAAUCGUACCAGAAUGCUUAGUGAAUUGGUAGCAAGUGAUAAAUUGGGAUUGGGACCACCAGAUAUGGUUCAUGCCACGUUGUAUGAUAAAUUUCACAAGGAGGAGAUAGGUGAGUACUUCUUUAUUACAGGUGUUGAUCUUUCUAGUGGUUCUAUGCCUAUUGCUUUCUUGAAUAUGCUAAAACUGAACCAAAUGGAAAAUCAAGCAUCAAGAGAGGGUCAAAUUUCCACUUACUGUUGUGUCAAUAUCUUUAGACAGUUGGAUAUCAGAAUUCGCUAUGAGUCUGAUAAGAAUUUCCAAAUUAAUGCGGUUGAUUGCCAAAAUGGUACCUCCACCGUACAAUUGAGUGAUGCCAUUUGGGAAGAAACUUUUGUCAGUGCAUGUAUGAGAAGUUUUUUGACUAAUGUUGAUGUGGAAAGAAAAUUACCAGGUUUGGUGGAAUAUCCAUUUGCCAUCGCUCAAGGUAGCACUACGAAUUGUAAAAGAGCAAUUACAUCGUUAUGCAAAUUUUUACCAAGAUUGGUUGAAUGUGGAUGGGAUUCUACCAAAAGUGUUCACCCCACGGUUUUACAUAAUAAUUUGACCGAAACUCUACUAAUACUAAUUUCGGUGGCACCAGAUUUAAUUGCAUUCACUUUACAACUGCUGGAAAAACUGGGUCAAGAUGAUCCCAGUAAUAAAGUGUACUACGAUAUUGUUAAAGUUGCCGUUAUGCGUGUACAUGGUGAAAAGGAAUUGGAAAUGAUUGCAUUAAUUGAGAAAAUUUUAUCGUCUUUGUUUCCCAGGUUGCAUCAUACCCCACCAAAAGAUAGCGAUUCCUUGCACUUGGUUAACUGCAUAACGGAUCUGCUCAACUUACAGGCAAAAUUUCUACUAGAAAGAGGUGACAACGAAUUAGCGUUAGCUAUUUCCAAAUUUUCCACGGAAUUAUCCUCGGAUACUUUUGAUUCGUGGUACAAUUUAGCUCAAUCUUAUAUCCAAUUGGAGCAAUAUGAUAAAGCCCUAGUUGCCAUUAAUUGUAUGCCUCGAUUAGCAGAUUCUGAUAAGUACAAGAUGGCACUUUGGAAUCAACCGACGCUGGUGGAUUAUUAUAAAAGACCUCUAGGGGGGGCUCAAUCACGUUGUGAUUUAUCUACUAAUGAAAUUAACAAUUUGAGCAGUACGAUGAAGAAUCAAAAGGAAUCAGAGUUACUGGAAUUAGUCUACGGACGCAUAGUUAUGGCAAAUGAAUCCGGAAGAGGUUGCAUUAAAGAACUUUGGGAAAAGUCUUGCGUCGAUUUAGGACCCAUCUAUGGACCUCAGGCACACAAUUUAAUCAAUUUCGUUUCACCACAGGAAGUUAAAUUAGUUGCAGAUAUCAACCUGUUGGCUCGUAACACUGUCGCCAAGAGUCCCAGCUGGUUCGAAGAGCAAGUUUGCGAUUUACUCAUGGCGCUGGCCGCACGCAUCGGUUGGAAUGGAUUACUACAACUAAGAUCUCAAUUGUUUGUCAUGGAGAAAGAGUACUCCGGUGAUGCGCAAACCGAUUUAAACAGCAGUGGCAAUGCACCCCCAGAGAUUCGUCGAAAACGUCUUUGUGAAAGGUGGUUAGAUCAAUUGUUCUUGGACCUAUAUGAAGAUUUGCGUAUUAGUGCCCUCUCACAGGAACAUAGAGACGUUAAAUACAGCGGGCUGGAAUGGGAAUUAUUGGGUAUUAUCCUUUUAAGGACAUGGAAUUUACACGAUGCCGUAGCAUGUCUACGUACAAGUAUUAUGGCAAGAUUUGAUCCUGUUAGUUGUCAUAAAUUAUUACAGUUGUACAUGAAACAGGAUUUUUAUAACAAUUUGACCUUGGAUCCUGACCUAGUCCUUGAACUGGUCACCAUGCAAAUCGCAUACCAAUCACGGUUCUAUGAUAGCUUCCAAGUGCCGAGCCUGUUAGUGCUCUACAGGCUAUCUGACUACAUUGAUCCAGAUACAAUUCGUAAUAGAAUCAUGGCUUUGCCUUUCGCAGAGAGAGGAAUACUGGCGAUGGUAGAUAGUAUGAUAAACUGGAUAAAGCAGAUGACCAAAGACACACCAGAUGACGGCACAGAUGCGAUUGCAAAUGUAUAG